AUGGACAUCUCCAAGAACGACAUCCAUCUCCAAUCUGCGCCUACCUCUUCAUCCGCAACAGAUCCUCCAUCACCACCCCCAAGAACUAACCUCCGCCUCACCCUCAUCCUCCUCGCCUUAUACCUCUCCCUCUUCCUCGCCGCCCUAGACCACACAAUCAUCGCAACCGCCAUCCCCACAAUCUCCUCCAACCUAAACUCCGCCUCAGGCUACUUCUGGAUCGGCUCCGCCUACCUCCUCGCCGACGCCGCUGCCGGACCCAUCUGGGCCAAAAUCUCCGACAUCUGGGGCCGAAAACCCGCCCUCUUGGCCGCAGUCCUCUGGUUCGCGAUCUCCAGCAUUCUCGCCGCGAGAAGCGUGAAUGUCGAAAUGUUGAUCGCCGCGAGAGCGUUACAAGGUACCGCGGCUGGGGGCUUGAUCCAGUUGGUGAAUAUUGUGAUUUCGGAUCUUUUUAGUAUGAGGGAACGGACGUGGUAUUUGGGGAUGGGGAAUGUGGUGUGGGGGUUUGCUGGGGGCACGGGACCUUUGAUCGGAGGGGCUUUUACGGAGUUUGUGAGUUGGAGGUGGUGUUUUUGGAUUAAUCUGCCGGUGUGCGCGACGAGUUUUGUUUUGUUGGUGUGGGUUUUAGAUGUGCAUAAUCCUAGGACUGGGGUUUUGGUUGGGUUGAAGGCAUUUGAUUGGUUGGGGACGAUUAUGAUUGUGGGUGUUGUGAUUAUGUUGUUGCUUGGGUUGGAUUUUGGGGGUGUGGUGUUUCCGUGGAAUUCGGCGACGGUGAUAUGUUUGAUUGUGUUUGGGUUUCUUAUGAUUGGGGGGUUUCUGUUUAGUGAGAAGAAGGUGGCGAGGUAUCCUUUGAUGCCAUUCGAGAUUUUUAAGAGUCGGUCCACGAAUUGCGCGUUCGUGGUUUGCUUUUGUCAUGGGAUGGUGUUCAUCGCUCAGGCCUACUAUCUCCCGCUCUACUUUCAGGCUGUGAAGGAAGCUGGCCCGCUGCAUUCUGGUGUGCUGAUUCUGCCGUACGCGUUACCGGAAGCAAGCGUGGGUCUCAUCAAUGGCUUCAUCAUGUUGAAGACCGGCCACUACCGUGAAGUCAUAUGGAUUGGGCUGGUCUUUCUCACCCUGGCGACAGGUCUCUACGUCUCGUUGACUGACCUCACACCGAUUUCUAGAAUAAUAGGCUUCGAGAUCUUGGGAGGAAUUGGUUCGGGCUGUCUAUUCGAAGCACCUCUGGUCGUAGUACAGAGCACGACUUCGCCGGAGAACACGGCGGCAGCUACGGCGACUAUAGGGUUCAUUCGAAAUGUCGCUACCGCAAUGUCAGUCGUUCUAGGUGGCGUGGUUUUCCAAAAUGGGAUGGUCGCGCGAGCGAAGUAUCUCGAGCGAGCCGGAUUGAACAGUACUUUGGUCGCCGCCUUUGCAGAUGACAAAGCGGCUGCAAAUGUCAGGCUGAUAUCGUCUAUACCCGAUUUGGCGCAGCGAGAGGCUGUGGAAUCGGCAUAUGCCUGGAGUCUGAAAAACAUGUGGAUCAUGUACUGUUGCAUCACGGCUGUGGGCCUGAUCGCCAGUGCUUUGAUUGUGCACACGAACUUGAAAACAGAGCAUACAGAGACGAAGACCGGAAUUCGGGAGCUGAAGAAGCUUCGUCAAGAAGUAUAG
This is a messenger RNA of Pseudocercospora fijiensis CIRAD86, 1650 nucleotides long. RefSeq lists its product as uncharacterized. Lineage: Eukaryota; Fungi; Ascomycota; Dothideomycetes; Mycosphaerellales; Mycosphaerellaceae. The record is from RefSeq and is a predicted model, not a curated record. Gene Ontology annotation, biological process: transmembrane transport. The coding region runs from base 1 to 1650 and encodes 549 amino acids. Gene Ontology annotation, molecular function: transmembrane transporter activity. The transcript is spliced from 2 exons.